GCUAUAAGUGUUAUAGAUCGUUAUUCCAGAUCAGUGGUUCCCAAACUGUGAUCCGCAAAGUAGUACUGGAGGUCCGCGAAUAUGUUAAGCUGAAAGACCUUUCAAUAUCCUGGGUUCUGGAGGAAAACUCAGUGCUUUAAAAAGAUACUUAGAAGGGAGAUAACUUAUGUGAACCGUAAAAAGCCACUAUUUAAUAAUUUUAUCUUCUGUGUUUUGUUUUAAAUCUCGAAAUAAUGACUGAGAUAAUAAUAAUGAUGACGACUGGCAUUGAAAUAUAAUAAAUCAGUAAUAAUCGUUCUUACUGAGAUUUUUUAUGGCACAACCAAUUUGUAACGUCUUUAUAGAAGUGUAAUUAUUAUUUUAUUUGUAGGACAUUCCAAGCUACUAACAACUUCGUUAUUAAACUUAAAACAAACAUGUUGCUAUUAAAAAAGUUAAAUUGUUUAAUAAAUAAAAAUAUAUCAAGGGGUUAUUAAACAGAUUAUCGCGUCCUUCCCACAUCCAGAAAAAUAAAAACCAACCUUUAAAAAAAUACACUGGUAACAUUCUUAGAAAGUUUAUUUUCAAUAAUAAAUUUGAAAAGAUUUAACCGACAAGAAUAUUAAUAUAUUUCUGUUUCGAUAAUUGCCCUUUAAUACCAGCCGGUUUUCAGAUUUCUACUUCGUCAUGCAAAAUUGCUAGAUUUGCAAUAUUUUAACCCCUCCCAUUCGAAUCUUUAUUACAAAUCACAAAACAAACACUACGGCAGCCAACAACGGAACGGAGUCAUCGGAGUCUUCACCUUUGGUGAUUGCUUCUAUAUUCCUUAUGGUUGCACACUUUGUUGCCGUUCUGUUCACAGGAUUCAUCAUAUACACAGCCAGCCCGGGUUCGACGAAGGAAGUUGCUGAUGAAGAUGUCAACUCUUUAAUGACUGUACCGGGUCAUUAAUCCAAUGACCAUAUUAUACCUCUAGUGCAAUAAGUGACAACAAACACUUGUAUCCGUGCGUGAACAACUUCGUAUCCAAAGUUUUAUUCAGAUGCGUAACAAACGAAUUCAUACUGGAGAACCAUUCCUGCUCAAAGAUAGCAUACAAACUUUCUCAUAAUCAACAGGCCUUUUCUCCUGGCAUCCUACACUAAUGGCUGUGUCUUUUUGCUUUCUGAUGUUUGAAGGGAUACUCAUUUUUUCUCCACACAGUUCUUUAAUUGGUUUCAAGAACCGUUCAACCAAAGUAACAUGGCAUUGGGUCAUAUUACUGAUAGCUUUUAUUUCGGCUGUAGGUGGUAUCAUCAUAAUAUAUUACAACAAAACUUUAAACAACAAACCCCAUUUCACAUCAUGGCAUGGCCUCAUUGGUAUUAUAACAGUUGUGUACUUCAUGUUGCAGCUCUGUGCUGGUAUAAUUGUAAAAUAUCCAAAGCUUUUGCCAACCUUUAAACUUGUAGACUUGAGACUUUAUCAUGCUACAUCUGGGCUGGUUGUCUUCUUAUUGAUAUGUUUCACUUUGUUUUUGUCAUUGUACUCAAACUGGUUUUGUAAGAAUAUAACUGGCACAUCUUGGUAUGCUUGUGUUGGUUGUAUUGGACUUAUGGCAACUAUGAUUACUAACCAGGUCACUUCAGCAUAUUUGCCACGGCUACAGAAACGUAUGCAACAAAAGAUUCGUCCACCAAUUUGAUUCUGUAAAUUAAAAAAUGCUUUUCCAAAACCAUAAUUUCUAUUAGAUGCAAACAAGUUCUAUGUUUUUUUUACACAAUUUAUAAACUUAUCAAAUGGAA
Octopus bimaculoides (California two-spot octopus) is the source of this 1763-nucleotide messenger RNA. RefSeq lists its product as uncharacterized. NCBI's taxonomy places the organism in Eukaryota, Metazoa, Mollusca, Cephalopoda, Octopoda, Octopodidae. The record is from RefSeq and is a predicted model, not a curated record.